Molecule: messenger RNA, 1187 nt
Organism: Cottoperca gobio
Lineage: Eukaryota; Metazoa; Chordata; Actinopteri; Perciformes; Bovichtidae
Product: lymphotactin-like
Exons: 3
Coding region: 294-929 (211 amino acids)
Biological process (GO): immune response
Cellular component (GO): extracellular region
Molecular function (GO): chemokine activity
Source: RefSeq, a predicted model, not a curated record
AUUCUCCAUGGUGACGGGUUAGGGGUGUGAAGAUGGGGGAGAGGCGGAAGGGGCUUGUGUUUUAUAAGAGCCAAAUUUAAAACUUGUAUGAUCAGAAAGACAGAGAGAAGUUUGAUAAUUGGAAAAGGUAUGAACGUCCACGCAACCCCUGCUGUGUGAGCAAGACUGUCUGGAUUCAUUGCUUUGAUAACGACUCGAGCAAGCAGCAAGAUUAUCUUCUGUGAGUGAUUCAGAUCGUGUACGUUUGUGCUGAGAGUUACUGAACUCAAACAAUAGAAGAACAAAGCCAGAAGAUGAGAUUCAGCCAGGUGUUCGCCGCUCUUCUCUGCUUCACCACAUGGAUGAGCACGGUCCAUGCAACCCAUGGUCCGGUGUCCACGUGUUGUCUCCAAUGGUCCACCACCAAAGUCCAACAUAAAAGAAUUCUGAGUUACACCAAUCAGUCUGAAGUCGUCUGUCCAGUUAAAGCCAUAGUGUUUCAGACAAAAAGUGGAAAGAGGAUUUGCUCCGACCCUGACAAUGCCUGGGUAAAACAUGCCAUGCUGGAGGUGGAGAAUAAAAAAAAAGCAUUGCAAAAGAAGGGACAGAAUGAAGAAGGAUCAACUAUCAACAUCACACCAGCAGUGUCCACAACACCAGCAGUGUCCACAACACCAGCAGUGUCCACAACACCAGCAGUGUCCACAACAUCAUCAGUGUCCACAACACCAGCAGUGUCCACAACACCAGCAGUGUCCACAACACCAGCAGUGUCCACAACAUCAUCAGUGUCCACAACACCAGCAGUGUCCACCACACCAGCAGUGUCCACAACAUCAUCAGUGUCCACAACAUCAAAAAACGCACCGCAGAAGAAAGUCAGAAAAAGAAGGAGACGCGAGAGGAAGAGGGCCAGGGGAGGAAGGAAGAGGCAGAGAAAACGUGCGUGAGGAAUCACAAGACAAAUCAAAGUUACCACAGUCAGCAAACAUUACUCUUUCCAAUUGGACUCGUCCUGGUAUACUGCAUGAAUAUCAAACAAACCUGAAACAAAGAAAGACCUUUAAAUAUUAUUAUAUCUAUGAUUAAAUAUGCAAAAUAUAUUUAAAUAUAUGUUUAUCCUACUAUCUUAUCAUAAAUGCAUGUAUGUAAAAAAGCAUAACUUUGACCUUUUCCAGUCAAUUCACAAUAAAGUGUUUUUGUGCAAA